Messenger RNA from Antrostomus carolinensis (chuck-will's-widow), 1092 nucleotides. Its product is annotated as H/ACA ribonucleoprotein complex non-core subunit NAF1. The record is from RefSeq and is a predicted model, not a curated record. Gene Ontology annotation, biological process: pseudouridine synthesis; box H/ACA snoRNP assembly; ribosome biogenesis. Bases 1 to 1092 code for a protein of 363 amino acids. Gene Ontology annotation, cellular component: sno(s)RNA-containing ribonucleoprotein complex. Gene Ontology annotation, molecular function: RNA binding. The transcript is spliced from 8 exons. NCBI's taxonomy places the organism in Eukaryota, Metazoa, Chordata, Aves, Caprimulgiformes, Caprimulgidae.
AUGUAUACAUUUAAGAAAAAGGUGUCUGAUAACCCAAGUGAUACAGAUUCAGAUAGUUCAUCAACUACAUCCUCCUCUUCAUGUUCUCCUUCAACAGUAUCUGAUGAAGACGAUCAUCCAAAUGAGAAAGAUAACAGAUCUUACUGUGUUAAAACAAAAGAUGAGUUGCCUAUUGAUGAACUGCCUCCUGUUGAAGAUUUAUCAAUAAUUCUGCCUGAUGAUGUUGAACUGAAGCUCUUUGGGACAGUUUCCAGCAUCAUUGAGCAGCUAGUAAUAAUUGAAUCACUGAGAGGCCUACCUCCAGUAAAUGAGGAAAGCAUAAUUUUUAAAGAAGAUAGGCAAGCAGCAGGAAAGGUAUUUGAGAUAUUUGGUCCUGUUCUACAUCCUUUUUAUGUGUUAAGAUUUAACAGCUCUGAGCAUAUCAAAGCAAAAGGUAUUAAUGUGCAGGAUAGCAUGUAUUUUGCUCCAUCAGUGGAAGACUUCACCCAGUAUAUAUUUGCAGAGAAACUAAAACAGGAAAAAGGUUCAGAUGCAUCCUGGAAGAAUGACCAAGAACCACCACCUGAAGCUUUGGAUUUCAGUGAUGAUGAAAAAGAGAGAGAGGCAAAACAGAAGAAAAAGAAGCCUCAAAAUCAAGGAAGGAAGAAACUCAAAUCAGAAACAAAUGCAUCAAGUGAGAAUAAAGGAUUUCAUCAGCCAAUGCAACAGCCUGCUUCGGGUUACUCAAGGGGAUACCGUGGCAGAGGGUUCUCCAGGGAUCCAUUUCUUCCUCCAUCAGGCCCUCCAGGUUUUUUGAGACCACAAGUAAAAGCACCACAGCUAUACUCUUCAGACAACAGAAUACAUCAGGAAUCUCCGGUGUUUCCACAACCUCAUAGAAAAGAAAAUCCAAUGAUGCAGCAGUAUCCCUUUCCUCCUUCAGUUUUUGGUUCUGUUAAUGAUGUGCGUCAAUUCCACCUUCCACCUUCAAAUCUGAAUAUGAUUUGGACAGACCCGAACAUGUACAACUCGUCUUACCCGUUUUUACCACCUCCACCACCACCCCCUCCACCUCCUCCAGAUAACCAUCCUCCUCAGUUCAGGCCUUACUAA